Molecule: messenger RNA, 267 nt
Organism: Sphaeroforma arctica JP610
Lineage: Eukaryota; Ichthyosporea; Ichthyophonida
Exons: 1
Coding region: 1-267 (88 amino acids)
Source: RefSeq, a predicted model, not a curated record
AUGCUCAAAUGUUCAACGUACCAACGACGGUCUCCGCGCCAACCCUGCUUACCAGGUGCCGAUGACAAAGGUACCACCCUCACAAACCCGUACGUGGCACCACCGGAUACCACCAAACCCUCGCCUGAUAUAACUUCUGCCAUACGCCCCGACGAUGUAUUGAAGGUUAUACUAUUCUAUCCCAGUAUGGAUCCUGGCCCCGACGGGAUCCAAAUCCUCCUCCUGAAGGCCACAGUGGAGCGCUUCGCCAAACGCAGGACACUGUGA